GAAGUUUUCUUUGUAUUGUUGAUCUUCAAUCCGGUUCGGCGGAAAAAGGAUAGGAAACUCUGAAUUUAUAUUGCUUUUCGCGUACGGCACUUGUAGUUGUGUUGUAAUCAUAACAUUCACUUGAAACUGACAACCGCAGUUAACACUAUCUUCUGAAAAACAGUGCAUGGAAUGGGUUGUGCUUAUAGCAAGAGAAGCAGACACGAAGCGAACGGAAACGGUAAGACUUCGAAAACUGCUCAAAGUUUUGAUAACGUGAACGCUGACGAAAAGGAUUUGCAGAAUCAUGAAGCUUUACCAGUGCUGCCUGCCCUCCCUGAAAUUCCCCAACAGCCGGCUGAACAGAAGCUGUUGUUUGUUGCGCUGUACGAUUACGAAGCAAGAACAGCGGAGGACCUUAGUUUUAAGAAAGGAGAAAAACUCGAAGUGAUUAACAGUAACGAUGCGCUGAAUGGAGCAGAUUGGUGGCAGGCACGUUCCCUGGCCACAAAUGCUGUUGGCUACAUCCCCAGUAAUUAUGUUGCCCCGGCGGCCUCUCUGAAGAGCGAAGACUGGUUCUUUGGACCAAUCAAAAGAGUAGAUGCUGAAAAAAUGCUUCUAAUGCAUGGAGAAAGUGGAUCCUUCUUAAUUAGAGAAAGUGAGAGUAAACCAGGAGACUUCUCCCUUUCACUGCGAGAUGGAGAAAUUGUGAAACACUACCGCAUCCGAUCCAUGGAUAGUGGAGGCUUCUACAUUGCUCAUAGAGCUAAGUUUGCAACCCUGAAUGAGCUUGUGGAACACUACCAAGAAAACGCAGAUGGACUCGUCAUUAAGCUUAGCAAGCCUUGCCCCACCCUUCACACUCCCGCACCCAAGGAUCUUGCAUACAAUACAAAAGACAAGUGGGAGAUCCCACGCGACUCCAUCCGAUUGGUGCAAAAGCUUGGUCAAGGACAGUUUGGGGAGGUUUGGAUGGGACUGUGGAAUAACACAACACCUGUUGCAGUUAAAACAUUACGUCCAAGCACAAUGUCACCUAAGGCAUUUCUCUCAGAGGCGCAAAUUAUGAAAAGACUGCGUCAUGAUAACCUGGUUCAGCUUUAUGCUGUGUGUACACAAGAGGAGCCAAUUUACAUAGUGACUGAGUUAAUGGAGAAUGGAAGUUUAUUGGAUAUCUUGAAAAGCCCUGCAGGUCGGGAGCUUCAACUUCCACAGUUGAUUUACAUGGCUGCACAAAUUGCCAGUGGAAUGGCUUAUUUAGAAAUUAACAAUUACAUACAUCGUGACCUGGCAGCAAGGAACAUUUUAGUGGGCAAAAAUAAUGUGGUCAAGAUUUGUGACUUUGGACUUUCAAGAAUUAUUGAUGAAGGUGAAUACAAUGCAAGGGCUGGAGCCAAAUUUCCCAUCAAAUGGACAGCGCCAGAGGCUGCCUUGUACAAUAAAUUUACAAUUAAGUCUGAUGUGUGGGCCUUUGGAAUUUUGCUUACUGAGCUUAUAACUUAUGGACGGGUCCCUUAUCCAGGAAUGGGUAAUGCAGAGGUAUUAGCUCAGGUUGAAAGAGGCUAUCGCAUGCCUUGUCCGCCGAACUGUCCAUCAAGUCUUUACAAUAUCAUGAAAGAUUGCUGGAAAGCUGAACCCAUGUUACGGCCAACAUUCGAAACUCUUCAGUGGCGCUUAGAAGACUUCUUUGUUAUGGACACUACAAAUUAUGCAGAUUAUCCAGAAUAAAUCUUUUACAAAGAAUAGUUGUACUAAGAUGAAGAGUUGUUUAACUCUAAGCAACUGUAAAUAAUAUUUGACAUCUCUUUAAACGUGCGUAAGUCCACAGUAAAGUGGCUUGGUGUCAGAAAAGUAAUUGCCGGGCACCAUUAUUGUAAGCACUUGUAGAUUAUAACUUAUUUUUAGUGUCAGUUGCAAUUGUCAGGAAAUGUUCAAGUUUGGAGAAAGGCCAGUGGAAAAAUGCAUUGAUGAGAAGUCAGGUACAGAAGGCACACCUCUUUAUUGUUAUUUGUAUAUCAUUUUUAAUUAGUUAUCAUGCAAAUUUAAAUUUCUUGAACCUAUGAGAAUGAAGACCUUGGAGUCUAGUACAACAAUUCUGGUUGACACUGUCGACCAGAUGCAAACAAAGCCGGGAAAGGAGUGACCUGCUCUGGUUUCACUCACAUCAUCAACAUUAAUUUUGUUGACAGUCUAACAUGUAGUUGACUACCCACUCUAAUACUGGCUGUGCAACCCUUCUGAUUUGUGCAACACUACAGAUUUGUGCUACAAAAAAUUCAAUCUGAAUGUUUUGCAACUUUUGGGGGAUUUUUCAGACUUCAUUCAUGCUUAAAUCCCCUUAUUGUCAGAAACUAGCCUCAUGCUCUGCAUAAAAAUAUUCUCAACUCUUAAAGGGACACAGUCAGCUGGCGUACAUGCCCAUUAGAUACCAUUUCAUAGUUAAUUUGCGUAUCACAGAGAUGCGAUCCAUACUGCUCUUAACAAAAUAUGAUUAAUUAAUAUCAUAGGAUGAGCAAAAGCACACUCAAAAACAGGUUUUUCCAUAAAUGAUUGAAAGUCAAGCAAAACACUGCAAAGAUUGAAGCAGAUUUCUAGAUGUACUCGACACGUACAUUUGAUUUCAGGUCGAGGUGAACUCUUUUCAAAGUGAGAAAACUACUGUCCAGGUCAAUGCAGUCCCAAAGCUGACUGUGUCUCUUGUUAAAGUUCUAUAAAAUAGAAGACACUUCCGGAAAUGCAUAAAGUGGUCUCGCAGUACCUCUUGAUCUACGAAAAAAGCUGCCAAAGCCUCUUUAAAAAUGUCAAAAAAUGACUACUUAGUUUGUGGAUUAAUAUUUUAUUAGCAGUUUUGUACAAUGGUGAAUAGUAAUUUAUUGUUACAGUUAAUGACUUUUUAUUGUACUCUAAGUGACAACUUUUUGGCCUACGUUUAGUUGGUUGGCUAGACUUUAUUAUUUCUUCAUUGUUGACAUUGAUUGUUUAAUUUUCUAUUACUGCUACUACCAAAGCCAGGAAGCAAAGCUUUCUGGUGUCUUUAUACAAUGAUAAAAAGAGAAUUAGUGCUUACUCACAAGUCUGCCACAACUGUCCUAAACAAUAAACAUCCUUGGUAAUGUUCCAUUUUCAUUAAAUUUUCAGCAAGUGCAAAAAGUUCAAACCCCAGGAAUUAUUUUCUGGCUUUGUUUGUGCUUUGAUAGUUUUCUUUUAGGACAAUUGUACACAGCAGCCAGAAUUUUUACUUCACUCUAUUGCUAUUUUUUAGACGUUUUUUAAUGCUUUUAUUCCUGUUAGAUGUUUGCUAAGUUCAAUAUAGCAUUAGAGUAGUUUAUUCGAGUAGUUUAAAAGUAGAACAUUGUAUACAGAUUAAUGCAAGCAAAGAGAAAAAUCGUCCAAAUAAAAUCGUUUUGAAAGUGAAUGGUUUUUUUUAAACGUUUUGAAAGUGAAUUUACAUUGUAGAUACUUCGGCAGUUUUUUGUUGAGAACAACACAGUCAAACCUCCACUAACAGGAACCACUCUACAAAGGCCACCUUUCCACAAUGGCAACAGCCACUGAAACAUGUCCCGACUGCCAAAAUAACCUCUCUAGCCUGAAUUUCAGCCACCUCCUCCGCUCGCUAAGUCACUCGGGGAGUCUGAGAGAUGUCGUCUCUCUCCCCAAGUGGCUUAGCGAGCGGAGGUGGCUGAAAUUCAGGCUAGUUAACUAAUGACCGCCAAACGGUGUAUACCAAAACCCACUUUUCGUUGUAAAAGAUCACCAAACUUGAUCUGUAACAUGCUUUGUUGGUCCCGCUUCUGUCUAGUUUCAGUUUUAUUGAUCUAUUUUUAUCAUGUUACAAACAGUUUAUAUGCUAAAAUAGGCAUUUUUUUAAGGAAGGCAGUGUUGCCUCCCCCUGAAAAAACAGGUGUCAUAUUACACCCCUACCUCCCCAAAACGGCCACUUUCCUGCUCCCGUGAAUAUUUCUACAUUGAAAUUAUUUCAAUUAUAUAUUAAAGACACUUCUACCAGUUACAAAAACAAUACUUUAUUGAACGUUACACGAAUACAAAGCUUAUCAAAUCCUUUCACGCCACCUUAACACUGAAUAUAUUUUAAAACUAGUGGUAAUAUCAGCAGACCUGUUUUGGCAUAGUUGCAUAAGGCAGCUUUAUGUUUUUGAGGGUGAAUUACUUUAUUCUUAACUUUUACUCGAAAAAGUAAAACCUAAUAAGCAAAAAAGCUCACCACCAACAACUUUGACACAGUACUAUUCUUUCCUGAGGUCUAGGCUUCCUUAACGUAUAAUCAGGGUAUAAAACAAAUCAAAUGCACUGUCUUACACUUGUGCUGUAUGUUUGCACUCUAAAAUGCUCUAGAAAACUAGGUAAAUGUAAACUACCACUUUUUAAACUUACUAACAGUCUUCACUUAGUGACACACCGAUUCGUGUUGAGAUACAAUGAAAAAGAGUAGAAAAGCUUCCCCCUGACUUAAUGGUAUAAUAUACCUUAAAUUUAAUUUAAUAAACAAGCUGCACUAAUAAAUUGAAAGCUUUCAACAAAAACUUCCCUGUUUUACUAAAAUACAGUGGAACCCCACCUUACAGCCACCCCAUUAAUACGGCCACCUCGUUAUUAUAGCCACUUUAUUCUGGCCUGAACAAAAGCUCAGUCCGUAAUUUUCUUAUUUAAAGAAUCUCUUUAAUACGGCCAGAUUUUUGUGGCCCGUUGGUGACCAGAUUAAUGGAGUUCCACUGUAACAACUAGAUGCAUUUUAAGACAUAUGAGUUUUCAUUAAAACCAUGACCAUAACAGUAACUGGUUCAUACUGUCUGUUUAAAACAGUGGUAUAUGUUUUUGUUGUUUAUCUUAAUGGUAUAAAAGAUUAUCAAAAGCGCUUAUCUUUGCACAAACAUGCUUCACAUGAACUUGACAGCACAUAUACCAAAAUUACCACAUCCCUUAGCAGGAUAAUAAGCAUUUUAGCAUGUUCCAAACAUUCACAGAAGAAACAGGGUUCCUAUGCUUGUGCGUACUACAUUGUAAGCUUACAUAAACGUUUGCAAGUAUAGUUAUGAGUGAUGUACUGUAACACUCAAAUAUCACCCUCUGUUUAACAAAGCAUAAAUGGACACAAAUCAAACGUUCUGAAUGGUAACUGGUGAAUAUAUAUUCAAAGCAGUUUACUUCAUAGAAGACAUGACAAGAAAAAUUUCUUCACAACCGUCUUCACUUUACAAGAUGUGUUUCACUUUACAGAAGAGAACUGAGGAAUCCUACAUCGUUUCCAGUUCUAUCAAAUGGAAGAACUGCCCCUACAAAUCUUCCUGCGUCUCCCUCAGAUCUCUAGAAUCUUAGUUACAAUUCACAUGAAUUGAACUUGUGAGACUAGCCAGAGUCAAAAUUGCACAACACAAGUCAACUACAGCUGCUAUUCGCCACUUAAUAAAACCACUUCUACUCCCCAAAAAACUGACAUAUCGCUAAUCUGCCUGCUUGUAUAACAGAUUCGACCAGACCAGUUACAAGUGAAGAAAACCUGAACAUCUGGAAUCUCACAAGGAAGUCUUUGACUUAAAAACAACUCCCCGCAAUGGGAGAAAGAUAUUUAAAACUUACAAAAACAGAUGAAAAUAAAGCUUAAAGGAACUUCAGUUUAGACUAAGACUUGUUAUCUACCUUAGCUUACCAUGUUAUUUUACUGGUAGGACUAUGAAGUUAUGCACUCAAAGAGUCUCAAUAUGCAGUUCCAGGAAAUAUUCAUACCCACCCCAAGGAAGGUUAACAGAAAUUCUAAGGGGGGGGGGGGGGGAGGGAGAGA
Orbicella faveolata is the source of this 5779-nucleotide messenger RNA. Its product is annotated as tyrosine-protein kinase Src42A-like. The record is from RefSeq and is a predicted model, not a curated record. Lineage: Eukaryota; Metazoa; Cnidaria; Anthozoa; Scleractinia; Merulinidae. Gene Ontology annotation, biological process: protein phosphorylation. Gene Ontology annotation, molecular function: ATP binding; protein tyrosine kinase activity; protein binding.